AGACCUAUAAAUUCGCCGGCGGCUUCGUCAUUCCAGACGGAAAAAAACCCUAAUCGCUACGCCUCCUCGUGAAGGGAAAGAAGCGGAUCAAAAAUGGCUAGAGGAUUGAAGAAGCAUCUUAAGCGGCUCAAUGCCCCCAAGCAUUGGAUGCUUGACAAGCUUGGUGGUGCUUUCGCGCCAAAGCCAUCUUCUGGUCCCCAUAAGGCUCGGGAAUGUUUGCCGCUAAUCCUCAUUUUGAGGAACAAAUUGAAAUAUGCGUUGACUUAUCGUGACGUGAUUGCUAUUUUGAUGCAACGCCAUGUGAUGGUAGACGGAAAGGUUAGGACGGAUAAGACCUAUCCCGCAGGUUUUAUGGAUGUUAUCCAAAUCCCUAAAACGAAUGAGAAUUUUCGGCUUUUGUAUGACACGAAGGGACGCUUUCGUCUGCACUCAAUUAGGGAUGAAGAGGCAAAGUUCAAGCUUUGCAAGGUUCGUUCCGUUCAGUUUGGGCAGAAAGGCAUUCCUUUCCUGAACACCUACGAUGGCCGCACAAUUCGCUACCCUGACCCUCUGAUAAAGGCGAACGAUACUGUAAAACUUGAUCUUGAGUCAAACAAAAUUGUCGACUUCAUCAAAUUCGACGUCGGAAAUGUUGUGAUUGUCACCGGAGGAAGGAACAGAGGCCGUGUUGGCGUGAUCAAGAACAGAGAGAAGCACAAGGGAACGUUCGAGACGAUUCACGUCCAGGGGCACGAGUCCGCGACUCGACUCUGUAAUGUGUUCACCAUUGGAAAGGGAACAAAGCCUUGGGUCUCUCUUCCUAAAGGUAAGGGUAUUAAGCUUUCUAUUAUUGAGGAGGCCAGGAAGCGCUUAGCUGCUGCUUCUGCUGCCACUGCUUGAUGUUUCUGAGGGUAUUUAGAGAAUUUUCGUUUUGUUUUGUUGUGUUUUGAAUGAAGAAUGAAGAAUUUAGUGGACACAUUUUGUUUGUGGUUUGUUUAUUGUAACUUGAUGUUUUAACUGGGAGUUAAUUUGCUUUGGAUCUGGAA
Messenger RNA from Phalaenopsis equestris, 1025 nucleotides. Its product is annotated as 40S ribosomal protein S4-like. The coding region runs from base 94 to 879 and encodes 261 amino acids. NCBI's taxonomy places the organism in Eukaryota, Viridiplantae, Streptophyta, Magnoliopsida, Asparagales, Orchidaceae. The transcript is spliced from 5 exons. The record is from RefSeq and is a predicted model, not a curated record. Gene Ontology annotation, cellular component: cytosolic small ribosomal subunit; ribosome. Gene Ontology annotation, biological process: translation. Gene Ontology annotation, molecular function: structural constituent of ribosome; RNA binding.